AUGGUCUCGGCACUCCUCGCUGCCGCCGUGCUGUUCGGCGCGGCGGUCGAGGCCAUUCAGUACGAGGCCGCCCCUGCCACCUUCCUGCCAGACAUCCCAGGCGAUGCCAUGUCCCCUAAGCCGACAUCUCCGCCCGAGCUGCGCCGCAACAACCUGUUCCGUCGCGCGUCCUCUGAGACAACGGUUUACUACGCCCCCGACAACACUUGUGGUUUCCUCUCCGGCAAGAAAGAUGACGCCUACACUUGUAACGACGUGAGUGCCCAGUGUGCUAUCAUCACACUCAGCAAGAGCGGUUAUAUUGGCUGCUGUGACGAUGGCGAUUGCGGCGGUUUCCACCUGGGCUGCGUCGACAGCUCCGCGUUUUUCUCCUCGAGUGCCUGCGGCUCCAGCUGCCAGUCCGACACCUUCACACUCAAGUGUACCAGCUCCGAUGCGCCGUUUUGUAACUCGGUCAGCAUCAACGGCGGCGCCUCGCUCAAGGUCUACGGCUACUUCUGUAACGAUGCGGCCGUCUCCACCAUGCAGCCCAUUCUCACUACUUACGCAGGCGAGACCGACGGCCGCUCGUUCUCUGCUUCGCUGCUUGGUGCCAGCACCACCCUCGACAGCACAGCUGGCGACACCGAGACGUUUGGUGCUCACCCUACCAGCAGCAGCAAGUCCUCCAACUCGGCUUCCCACCCAACAACCAGCGGCGGUGGGAGCUCUGGCGGCGCCUCCUCGUCGCCGUCGCCCAGUCCCGCCCCUAAGAAGAGCACCAACACCGGUGCCAUUGCUGGUGGUGUUGUCGGUGGCGUUGCCGGUCUGGCCUUGAUUGCGGCGGCUAUCUUCUUCGUCCUCCGCACCCAGCGCAAGAACAACGGCUUGCAGAGUGGCCCCGCCGGCCCUGGUGCCGCCGCCGCGGGUGCUCCUGCCCCUGGUGUUGGUCCCGAUGGUGCUCCCCUGGCUGGUGCUGCCGUCGCCGGCUCGCCUGGCAUGUCUCAGGUCAACACCCCGCCUCCUAACCAGUACUAUGCCGCCGACCCAACCAAGGGCGCCGAGUACGCGUACGCCGGCCAAGGCAGCCCGCAACCGGGCCAGCCUCCCUACUUCCAGGGCCAGGGCCAGCCGUUCGUGCCACAGCAGCCAUACUACGCUGCUGCCGCUGUUGCGCCCUCUCCCGACCGGACCGACUCGACCUCCCCCCUGGCUGUUGGCUCCUCUGUGCAGGACUACCGCAUGAGCAGCGUCAGCGCUGCCGGCAGCAGUCCAUACACGGGCGCCAUUAGCCCACAGACCACGGGCAACACGGCCGUUGGUGGCCUCGCUCCCGGUGGCCAAGCGCAGGUGCCGGCGACGAUCCACGAGGCCGGCGGCAAUGCUGUCGGUGGUGCGCAAGACUUUAACGCCAACCACCACGGCGAGAUGCACGAGCUUGCAUAG
This is a messenger RNA of Sporothrix brasiliensis 5110, 1425 nucleotides long. RefSeq lists its product as uncharacterized. NCBI's taxonomy places the organism in Eukaryota, Fungi, Ascomycota, Sordariomycetes, Ophiostomatales, Ophiostomataceae. The transcript is spliced from 2 exons. The record is from RefSeq and is a predicted model, not a curated record. The coding region runs from base 1 to 1425 and encodes 474 amino acids.